GACAGCUGGUGCCUUUACCUCGCGCCGCCCGAAGACAUGGCAUCCGCGACGACAAUGCACCACCGGCGCCGCUCCAUUAUCCAGCUGGCCUUCCUGCUCCUGGUGGCGUCACCGGCGGCAAUGCUGGCGGCCGGUGGAGCCUGCGAGAGCGAGGAGUUCCCGGCCGGCAGGAGCUACGCGACGUGCGCGGACCUCCCGACCCUCGGCGCCUCGCUGCACUGGACGUACGACGCGGCGGCCUCGUCGCUGUCCCUGGCGUUCGCGGCCAAGCCGCCGGGCACGAGCGGCGCCGGCUGGGUGGCCUGGGGGAUCAACCCCACCGGCGACGGCAUGAAGGGCGCGCAGACGCUCGUUGCCUUCAAGAGCAGCGGCGCGUACGUCGUCAACACGUACAACCUCACCGGGUACCGCCCGCUCAGCGCGGCGUCCACGCCGAUCGCGUUCGAGGCCACCGACCUCGCCGCCGACGAGGGCGCCGACGGGAAGGUGCGGCUCUACGGUACGCUGCAGCUGCCCAAGGGCAUGGAGGCCGUGAACCACAUCUGGCAGGUAGGGUCGACGGUGGCCAAUGGGGUGCCGGCCAAGCACGCGUUCGCGCAGGAGAACCUGGAUUCGAAGGGCAGUCUCGUGCUCACUGGUGCCGGAGCGACGGACGCCGCGCCGGCUCCGGUGGCCGGUGGCCCGUCGGCCGAGGAGGCUACUGGUAACCUAGAGACAGAGACCGCGCCCGAGGCAGCGCCGGCCCCGUUGGCCGGUGCCCCGUCGACCGAGGAGGCUGGCGGUGACCUAGAGACGGGAACCGCACCGUCGCCAGCGCCAGCGCCGUCCAGCGGGUCGGCAGCGAUAAUCACCACGUACGCCUCGGCUCCGGUGUUCAUUUUGAUUCUGGUGUUCGCUGGUUUCUUCGCGACUGUAUAAUCUCGGUGACAUUAAAUUUGUCAACUGGAGAACGUGUCUAGGGUAGUCUUUUUUUUUCCUUGAGCACUGUGCAACCCUUUUUUUUCUCCGGGUUGAAAUGAAAGUUCGUUGUAUUUUCAAGAGGGUGUUUUUGUUUCAUGGUCAUUUUGAUUUUGGUGUGUUUGUCAACGUGAUUUAUUGGAUGAGUUCGAAGCUUCUUUUUUUUGCAUUCAAUUCUACACGAACUGAAUAUUACCAUUAGUUUCUCUCUUUUCUGCCAAAUAAAUAUUUACCGUUCUGUUAGGAAGCCACAUGCUUAUCUCUCACGACUAUCUCGAUUAACCAGUAGCAGUAGUGUUUGGCAUAUAGAAUUUGAGAGAGAAAGAGAGGGUGGGGAAGGAGAAGGAAGUAGGUAAUGAAGAACAGAGCCAGGCGCCAAUCUUGGGGAUGAUCAGUUGCAAAAGAAAAUGAAGUGUAUUACGAGCACUUCUAAUCCAGAUGAGUUGAUACAAUCAUGGGGAUGAUCCAUUGGUAAAGAAAACUAAGAGUACUAUGAGCACUUCUAAUUCAGAUGAGUUCACAAUAGUUCAUGUGAAGGACAAAAAUAAAGUUUUAGUUUGCUUUAUUUAUAAGCGAGGCGAAAGCCUAUUUCGAGAGAGGACCAAAAUAAAAUUAAUCUCUAUAUAAGAAUGUGGAUAUCAACAUGAAUGAUAACAAUUAGUGAUCAUGAGUACAGUUUUAAUUCGUCUACUAUAAGGAAUGCUAAUCUUGCUGAGAACAAUUUUUUGGUAAUAUGUGUAGUUUUGGGAUGUCCAAUGCCGUCAAUCUCCGUUCGAUUGCCAUCAACUGCCCAUUUUAUGCUUCGUGGGUUGGAUGUACUAGAGUGGCACUUUUCUGAGAGAAAAUUUGGAGUGUUCUCCUUGUUUGAGAGAAAAUUUGGAGCAUUCUCCUUGUUUGAGAAUUAUUAUUGAUCAAACUUAUGCACUAUGCUAGUAUUCACACUUCAUAAAUUAUUUCGUUUAUAAUUUACCUACUCGAGGACGGGGGGAUUAAGCUUGAGGGUGUUGAUACGUCUCCAACGUGUCUAUAAUUUAGGAAGUAUUCAUGUUAUAUUUACAUGAGUUUUAUAUGGUUUUGUUGCAUUUUUAUACUAUUUUCAUGGACUAACAUAUAAACCAAGUGUCCAGUGUCAAUUCCUCUUUUUGCAUGUUUUUUGUUUCGCGAAAAGCCACACCAAACGAAGUCCAAACACGAUGAAAAUUUACGG
Molecule: messenger RNA, 2164 nt
Organism: Aegilops tauschii subsp. strangulata
Lineage: Eukaryota; Viridiplantae; Streptophyta; Magnoliopsida; Poales; Poaceae
Product: auxin-induced in root cultures protein 12
Source: RefSeq, a predicted model, not a curated record